Aedes albopictus (Asian tiger mosquito) is the source of this 2003-nucleotide messenger RNA. It is a transcript of the gene Rep, whose product is annotated as rab proteins geranylgeranyltransferase component A. NCBI's taxonomy places the organism in Eukaryota, Metazoa, Arthropoda, Insecta, Diptera, Culicidae. Gene Ontology annotation, cellular component: cytoplasm; nucleus; Rab-protein geranylgeranyltransferase complex. Gene Ontology annotation, biological process: vesicle-mediated transport; small GTPase-mediated signal transduction; protein geranylgeranylation. Gene Ontology annotation, molecular function: GDP-dissociation inhibitor activity. The transcript is spliced from 3 exons. The record is from RefSeq and is a predicted model, not a curated record. Bases 90 to 1850 code for a protein of 586 amino acids.
GUUGGUUUUGGUUUCUUAUCACCAUCAGAGGGAAGCAGAUUUUCCUCACAUAAAUUGCGGAAAACUCUAUCGCCAGCAGUUGAUCCAGGAUGGACGAAGAUCCUCCGAAUGCAUUCGACCUGAUCGUGGUGGGAACGGGUCUAUCGGAAUCGAUAGUGGCUGCGGCCGCCAGCCGGAUCGGCAAUACGGUUCUGCAUUUGGAUACGAAUGAGUUCUACGGCGGGUAUUGGUCGUCGUUCAAUCUGGAGAGUUUGAGGAACUAUGCGGAGGAGUGUUGUAGGGCGGAAAACGAAUCGCUGGCAAGGAAGGGUACCCCAGUGACAAAGGUCAGCGAGGAAUGGUACAACUUUGAAGAGUUGGGCGACGUGGACGGUUGGAACCGAGAGAAGAUUUUAGAGCAGUUCCGUCGGUUUAAUGUGGAUCUGUCUCCGAAGCUGUUGUACUCUCGAGGUGCAAUGGUGGAGCUGUUGAUUUCGUCUAAUAUCUGUCGGUAUGCGGAGUUUCGUGCAGUGGACCGGGUGGCAACGAUCUGGAAUGGGAGGAUCAUGACGGUUCCGUGUUCGAGGUCGGACGUGUUUACCAGUCGGGAUGUGAACGUGGUGGAGAAGCGACUGCUGAUGAAGUUCCUGCAGAGUUGUGCCAACUGGGACACGGAGGAAAGUGGUCAACACGAGGGACAAGACGUGGAGGGAAAGACCUUUCUGGAGUAUUUGAAGAACCAGAAACUGACGCCGAAUUUGAUCCACUAUCUGCUGUACACGAUUGCAAUGGGGAAUGAUCACACUGGCUGCCGAGCCGGCCUGGAAGGAGUGAAAAAGUUUCUUCUGAGUUUGGGCCGGUAUGGGAACAGUCCGUUCCUCUUUCCAAUGUACGGAUGCGGAGAGAUUCCUCAGUGCUUCUGUCGAUUGUGUGCGGUAUUUGGCGGAGUUUAUUGUUUGAGUAAACCCAUCGAGGAAAUUAUUUUUUCAACCGAUGAACAAGGCAAACGCUUCCAGUCGUUGAAAUGUGGCAAUCAAACUAUAGAGGCCAAGUCGGUGGUCCUCGGACAGGGCUAUGUGACGAAGGAUAUUUUCGAAGGCGAUAAGCAGGAAGAGAAACGAAACGGUUCGCAUUGUGGACACAUGGCUCGAGCAGUAUUUUUGACGAAUGUACCUUUGGGUGGAGUGUCGCAGAACCCUGGAGGAGGUGGAGUGUCGCUCAUGAAACUGCCGCCAGUGGAAGGACACGAAGACGGAGCGACCAUCAUCCAGUUGUCACAUUUCAGUGGCACGUGCCCGAAAGAUAUCUACCUUAUCCACGUGACGGCCAAAUCCGUGAGUGGCGAACCAAAAGUUGACCUGGAACCGUACGUGUCUCAGAUUUUCUCCAAAGAGUAUCUCAAGCCGGAAGCACCACCAGAUGCAGAAGAAGCCCCAGAGAACACCACAUCAACCAUCCUAUACGAGCUGUAUUUCAACAUUCCAAGCUGCAUUGCAUGCCAACACUCUUCGGGUAGCCUUCCUCGUGGGGUUCAUUUGGCAUGCGGUCCCUUGUACGAGUUGGACUUUGACGAGAGUAUAUCGCGAGCGCGAGCUAUUUUCAAAGACAUCUAUCCGGACGAGGAGUUCCUGCCGAGGGCACCCGAUCCGGAGGAAAUCAUCAUCGGCGACGAGGACCCAACGGAUCAGGGCCAGGAAGUGGUUGCCAGCGCCGAGGAAAGCGACAAGGUGGAAAGCGCUCGUGAGUGCCAGGAAGGUGAUUCCUCACCGGAAACGAGCCCAGCAGCUGCGGUCAGGACUGUUUCGGAUGACGCUCAGGAAGCCAAAGAAGAUGCAAUCGACAAUGCCGAGGAAUGCCUUGAGCAGAAAUAAAUUUACACUCCUAGAAAUGCUUGCUUUUGCCUAAUAAUUUAUUCCAACUGUGUUGAUAUUAUUGUUUAAUCCGUGUAUGUGUAAAAUCGCAGCGCUUUUCUAUUGUAACAUUUAGCGUCAAUAAUAAAUUACUACUCUCCUGCUUAAAGUGAA